AUGUCGGGCCAACAGCAAGCUGGACAUCGCUCGCUAAUCGCACUUAUCGCGGAUGAGGACUCGACAACCGGCUUCAUCCUCGCUGGUAUCGGCGACGUGUCCAAAGAUGGUGACAAAAACUUCUUCGUCGUGGAUAACAAGACGCCGACCGCUGACAUUGAAGAAGCCUUCAUGAAGUUUACCAAGGAGCGCGACGACAUUGCUAUUGUUCUUAUCAACCAACAUAUCGCCGAUAAGAUCCGCCCCCUGGUCGACAAGUAUAUGCAGGCCUUCCCAGCUCUCCUUGAGAUUCCCAGCAAGGAUCAUCCUUACGACCCAUCGAAGGAUGGCGUGCUCAAGCGUGUACAGAAGAUUUUCGGCGAGUAA
Molecule: messenger RNA, 366 nt
Organism: Malassezia pachydermatis
Lineage: Eukaryota; Fungi; Basidiomycota; Malasseziomycetes; Malasseziales; Malasseziaceae
Product: vma7-h+-atpase v1 domain 14 kda vacuolar
Exons: 4
Coding region: 1-366 (121 amino acids)
Biological process (GO): proton transmembrane transport
Cellular component (GO): proton-transporting V-type ATPase, V1 domain; fungal-type vacuole membrane
Molecular function (GO): proton-transporting ATPase activity, rotational mechanism
Source: RefSeq, a predicted model, not a curated record